AAUUUAAAGAUGGCCGACAACGAUUGUUGUUUUCAUUAAAAGAUAGACAAAUAUUGAAUUAUUUCUCUGUAUUUACAAGAUCGGCGAAAAAAUUUAAUUUACAAUAAUAAACGUUAACAAUUCCAUUUUAUAAUACUUUAUUAUGUUUUGUAAUUUAUCAAGUGUCAAAGUGCCAUAAUCAAAUGUGAUGUGAUAUCAACUUGUAUAUUGAAAAACGACAUUCGGUGUGUUAUCAGUGCGUGAUUAUUAAUGGCGGCAUGAUGUUAAUAAUAUUGACUAGAGCGUAGAAAUAGGAUCAUGAGUCGUGCCAGAGAACUACGACAACGUAGACAACAAUGGAUGACGGAACAUCCCCGGAAGCUCGCUGGGGAAUUAAAUAGAUCACAAAAAUUCGUCCUGGGACUAGCUGCAUUACUUAUAUUCGACAUAAUAUGGGUUUUUAAACUCGAAGUGCUAAAGACUCUUUAUAGAGGACCAGAAUUCGAAAAACCAUUUUUCAGUACCUAUGUAAGAUCUUCAAUGUUUACAUUGUAUCUUCUUGGUUUUUGCUUCUUUCCACCGUGGCGAGAUCAAUGCAAUCGUCCAACAACUUACAUGUACACAGAUCCAAAUGUAGAGGAUGAUAAUUUUUAUUCGGAGGCCAAUACAAGUUUGAGCGAUCCGACAUUUGUGCCGAUAAAAACUCCGGAUCAAUGUGAUCGUUCGUCGGGAACGGAAAGUGAUGAUUCCUCAAUAAGGUCAGUGAGAUUUAGCAAACUUGCUGAAGUACGUCACAUGUCGGAAACUGUAGCAACAGAAGCCGUUUUAGCGAGGUUGAGUUAUCAGGCGAGUGUUCGAGCCGGAGAAUAUGCAAGAAGACAGGCGAAUAAAUUUUCUGCCCAGAAAGUUGCCAAGAUCGCACUCGUAUUUUGCUUCUUGUGGUUCAUCGCAACGUACACGAACCAGUUGUUAUUAAAUGAAGCCGGAACAGGAAUAGUGACUAUUUUGUCUUCAUUAUCUAGUUUAUUUAUCCUAUUUCUUGCCGCAUGUUUCCCAAAUAAUGCGGGUGACAAAUUCACAUUAUCAAAAUUGGUUGCAAUUUCAAUCAGCAUUUUUGGUCUUAUUCUAGUUGGACUUUCCGAUUUUACAAUAGAGACAAGUAGAAUACCAACUAGUAUAAUUUUAGCUCUAGUCAGUACAUUAACGUAUGCAAUUUACAUUGUAUUUUUAACAAGAAAAGCGGGUAAUGAAGAAAAGCUCGAUGUACCAAUGUUCUUUGGUUUUGUUGGAUUUUUCAAUCUUACCCUAUUGUGGCCUUUAUUCUUCAUUCUUCAUUAUGGACGAUGGGAAGAAUUUGAAUGGCCCUCUCAUCAUCAAUGGACUGUUCUUAUUGUUAAUGGACUUUUUAACUUUCUCAGCGAAAUUAUUUGGCUCUGGAGCUGUUUUUUUACUUCGUCCCUUAUUCCAACAUUGGCUCUUGGACUGACAGUGCCAAUGUCAAUGAUGUUAAAUGUUUUCUUAAAAAAACAUACAUUUUCCUGCAUUUUUUACCUGGGAACUAUUCCAAUGAUUUUGGCAUUUAUAAUAAUAUCCCUUUUAUCAUAUUACGAUAAUUGGGAUCCAGUAUUAGAUCUGUUAAAAAGACUUUACAUUUGGAUCUGUCGCAGGAGCAGAGCAAUAAGAAUACCAGAUUUGGAAGCUGAACAAACCGAAUCAUUGAUCGGCAUGAACAGUGGCGAGCAUGAAGCUUAAAUUUAAAAGACAAUAAUAACAACAACAACAACAAAUCACGGUACUUACGUUUUGAAAGCACUAACGUGAAACAAUAGAUCUUUUAUUAUAUAUCUAGAUUUUUUACGAGCUUUUCCAAUAAGCACAAAAAAAAGAAAAAAAACAGCAACAACAGUAAAUUUUAACAUCUAAUAUCACAAUUAGAUUGUACUUUCCAAGAAAAACUACAAUCAUAUUGAUAUUACAAAAAAAGAUGAAAAAAAACGUUUUUCCUCGAAACUUUGUAAACAAUAUUUUUGAAAUCUAUUUUUCAAUUUAUAAUAAUGUAAUCACACAUUAUUGCAAUCUAGAGAGAUAUUUUAAUAAUUUUUCAAAUUCAAAAAAAACUUUUUUCAUCUCAAAAAUGAUUUUUUAAUUCUGAAAAAAAUUUUUAAAAAAUCCUUUUGUUUUUGAUGAAAAAUAUCUUUUAAUGUCUCUCUUGAAAAAAAGAAAUGAUACCAGAAGAAAAAGAAACGAUAUGUACAGGAAUGUUAUUUUCUAUAGAAAAAAAAUCGUAUUCUUUUGAAUAAUUUAAUUGCAAAUUUUUAUUCGCUGUUGAAAAAAAAGAAGAGAACUAAAAGUAUACAUGUUGAGCUUGUUCAGAGAUAUAAAUUACAGAAUCGUAUAGCAUAAAAAGAAACUGGAAGAAAAAGUAUAAUAAUAGAAUAUUCCGCUAGAUUAUCGUUUCAGAAAAAAUGUUUCGAGCGAUUUACGACACAAAAAUCAAGUCUGAAAGUGAAAAGAAACCACACACGUCUAUAUAAUAUAAAAAGAAAAAAAUAAUAAUUUACACAAAAAAGUAAUAAUUACAAAAAAUAUUAAUCUACCUUUUAAGCUCAAAAUCUAGAAAACUGUACGUAAAAAUAUUAAAUUACAUUCGUGAAUUGAAUAUUACAAAAUAUAUAUAUAUAUAUAUAUAUAUCUCUUACGAUAUGUAAUUUUUCGACCACAUUUUAUCCACUUUGCUGUUUGCGUCCUGCUGUGUUACUUACAUAAAAAAAAUAAUAUAAACAAGAUUCGGAAUCAAUGCACAAAUGAAUCGAAUUUAAUUUUUUAAAAAAAUGUAUUAACAAGCACUAAAUAAUAAUUCGGAAACGUUAUCAAUUAGAUUUAUCGAAAUGUAUAUAAUUAAAAAAAAAAAACAAUACAAAAUAUUUUUCGUAAUCAAAUAAAAAUACAAUUCUCAAAAGAAUUCGAUUCUUUAAUGACAAAAAAAAAUUGUUUCCGAAUCUUUUGUUAAAAAAAAAAAGUGAUUCUUGUAUACAUAUUUGUAAGAAUCUUUUCUUAUUCAGAAAAUUAUUGAAAUCUGAUCUUCGAUAUAAAACUGUUCUCACUAGAACUGAUUUUAUCGAUGAAAUUUUUUAUUUGAAUUAAAUAACAAAUAUAAUUUAUCUUUUCAUUUAAUUAAAUAAUGAGUAUCACUUUUUUUUCUAAUUGAAUAAAUAAUUUUUUUCUUUAAUUAAACAUUAAUUUAUUUAUUUAUUUUUAUUUAAUUAAAGAAAAAAAAUUUAGCUACAUUUUAUUUUAUUGAUAAUUAUGUACUUAGUUAAUAAUUAUUGACAAAAAUUAAUUUUUAAGUCUAGUCUUUAAUUUUGACGACAUCGUUAGUGAGAGACACAUAUAUAGCUUUAUAUUAAUUCCUCUUUUUAUUUUUUGUUGAAAAAAGAAAUUAAUUAAAAUGAAAUUUCGUUAAUUAUUAUUGUACGUCGAAAAUUCGACGUUUGUAUAUAUAUAUAAAAAAAAAAUUAUAACGAUCACAAUUUUCUAAACUGAUAGGAAAAAAAAAUCAAAAUCUUUGGAAAACUGUGAAAUUCUAGUCAAAUAAGAUUAAUUUCUUUGAAAUUUUCGAAUGUGCAAUUUUAUUUUGAAAUAUUUACGAUACAAUCAAAUUUUGUGUAAAAAAAAGAAAGAAAAACAAUAAUUAUCACGCACAUGAAAUAUUUUUUAUUAGCGCCACAAUUUCUAAUCAAAGUCUAUGCUUGGAAUUCAGAAAAAAAAUGAAACUAUAUUAAUUAAAAUAUUAAAUUUAAUAAUUAUUUCAGAAAAAUAAGUAAAUAUUCUUUAAAAAUUAAUUUUUACUUUGACAAAUACGAAAAUUAUUAUUUUCAAACUAUUUUGUCAAUGAAAUUUUUACUGAAUUCGAGCAUUUAUUUUUGACAGAGACUGAAGCGGCGAAUCUGCGAAAUGAUUUUUUAAAAAUGAUAAAGUCGCAAAAUUUAUAAUAUAAUUGUGCGAAUGUUUUUAUACAAAAAAAAGAAUAGAGACGUUUGAAUAUUCCUUAUAAAUAAUAAUUAUAUUUUCCAUUUUAGUUUAAUUGAAAUAUAAAGAAAAUAAAAAAUGAAUAUCGAAAACUAAUUUUUUAAAAAUUAUUUUUAAUAGUAAUUUUUUUUAUUAUUAAUUAAAUUAACAAAAAUUUGUUUUUUUUUCUUAAAUUUUUUAAUUAAUCGAAAUUAAAUUUUGAGAAUAUUAAAAAAAAAAAAACUAUUAUUUCAUUUGAAAAUUUUUUAAAUAUGUAAUAAAUUUUUUAAGGCACAAUAUUCACGCGUCUCUAAAAACAUGACUACUUUUCCAUUCCAAAAUUAAUUGAAACUACUUCCUUAUAAAUAUUUGUAAGAUUUCCCAUUUUAUUAUACAUAAAAAAAUAUUUCUGAAUAAUUAUUUGUCCGCAGCAGAAAUAAAAUAUAGCUUGGUAUUGUGAUAAUAAAGAGAAAAAACGAAUGUGGGUGUGCAACAAAAAAAAAAAAAAACGAGACAAUUCUAUACAAAAAAAAAAAGAUGUAAAAUCCUAGUUUACAGACUAUAAUCAUGUUAUUGAAUGUAAUUGUUCCUUUAUAUAGGUGUAUAUUUGAUGUAAAUAUUCUGUAUAAUUGCGCUUAGAAAUUGUGUAAACGAUGUAUAAAUUAUCUCUCUCUCUAUACAUAGAUAAUAAUAUAUAUAGAGAGAGAAAGAGAGAGUACGAUUAAAGAACAAAAAAAAAAAAAAAAACAAAAGUUAGUAAUCAAUAAUACAAAAUAAAUCUGAUAUAUAAAUAUAGAAAAUAAUUAAGAAUACAUCUUUUUUGAUAAACAAUGUCCUAUAUUUAAUUUCAAUGAUUCUUUCAAUUGUUUCUAAUAAUAUAUAUUAAUAUCAAGCACAAAUCGUCAAUCAAAUAUAUUCAUUUGAUUUCACUUAUUCCUUAUCAUAUAUUUUUUUUUUUUUUUGCAAAAUUUCUUAUCUUUUGGGAAAAUCUUAUCACGUAUGACGAAACUGUAAAUAAACUACAAAAUGAUCUGCCAUACACGGAAAUUUCUUUUAACAGUUAAAUAUUUAUCAAUUCAAAACAAAAAUCUCUUUUAACAAACAUAACCUCAACAAUAUUUUUUGACUUGACAAUAUAGACAUUGUAAAUAAUUCUUAUGAAAUAAAUUAAAAAUACAUUCCCUUAUAUUUAUUUUCAAUUAAAAAUAAUAAAUUAAAAUUUAAAUAAUAAAUAAUUAAUUUUUAAUGUUUAUUUUUGGAAAAUAAUUUUUUAAAUAAUAAACUUAAAUUUAAAAAAACGCGCCGUUUUCCAUGAAUUGAAGUAUGUGAACCCCGUGGCGCGUUGUUGUGAUCUAACAUGGCGGAGAGUAGUGUUGUUGCUGUUCUGUGUCUACGUCAAUUUUAGCGCGAUAUCAAGCACACACGAGACAGAAAGAACGAUGCUGAGUGCUUCUAAAUCGUCGAGAGUUCGUAGAAAGUAGAUUUAUUAACGGAGACAGUUGUGUCGCGAAAUUGUGCUACGUGUUACAGAGUGAAACUCUCGCGAAACCCCGAGGAUAUACACCAAGGCACAGGAGAAUUCGUCUUCGCAAAGGAUCUCGACGACAAUACCCCUCACCCACCGUUAAAGCCCCGUCCGUCCCCUCAUCCUUCAUAUUAAAAAAAAGAGUCGCGUCGAAUUUUUCAAGUUUUCACAAAAAAAAACAAUUUUGUUUCCCGCGUUCUUAUAUUUACCUGGAGAGUAUCCUUAUGCAACGUUUCACGUAAACACCCUCUGGAAGGAUAACUUUCUCUCCCCUAUAUUACAUGUCUGAACAUGCAAUUCAGGUAAUCAAAAAACUUCUCAAAAAUCAUCGUAUUUGAAAGUUUUGCAAAAAAAAAAAACAAAAGUCCUUGAAAACGAGUUUAAAAAACUUUUCAUCAUAAAUAUUUCUGGAGUGUAUAUUAUUUUUAACUUACUGUCUGAAAAAAAAUAUUGGCCAUCAACAAUUUUUUUUUUUUUUUUUUUUUUUUGGUGAAAUGUACAAAUGAUUUCCUCGGCGAAGAUUCAUAGACACUUUUUAGUUUAAAUGUGGAAAAUUAGUUAUUGAAAGUUGAAAUAAAUUUGCAAAUAUGAUAAUUGAAUUAAGUGUGAUUAUGAAUUGGUGAAAAAAAAAAUAAUAAAUAAACAAUUGCGGCACCUAGUGAAUUGAAAGAAAAAGUGAAGAAGAUCCCUUUGAAAUAAGUGAUAAACGUGAAAAA
Messenger RNA from Leptopilina boulardi, 6228 nucleotides. Its product is annotated as solute carrier family 35 member F5. The record is from RefSeq and is a predicted model, not a curated record. Gene Ontology annotation, biological process: regulation of peptide transport. The transcript has 9 exons. The coding region runs from base 298 to 1731 and encodes 477 amino acids. NCBI's taxonomy places the organism in Eukaryota, Metazoa, Arthropoda, Insecta, Hymenoptera, Figitidae.